Molecule: messenger RNA, 1770 nt
Organism: Helicoverpa zea (corn earworm)
Lineage: Eukaryota; Metazoa; Arthropoda; Insecta; Lepidoptera; Noctuidae
Product: peroxisomal catalase 1-like
Exons: 3
Coding region: 1-1701 (566 amino acids)
Biological process (GO): response to hydrogen peroxide; hydrogen peroxide catabolic process
Cellular component (GO): cytoplasm
Molecular function (GO): catalase activity; heme binding
Source: RefSeq, a predicted model, not a curated record
AUGAAAGUGAUCGUGGCGUGUUUAUUUUCCGUGAUACUGAAUGUGGAAAGUGUGAUCUACCAAAAUGUGACAUACGAACCGGUGCAGAGGCAGCUGUUGGACUUUAAACGAGAUCAUCCGUUACCGAUAGGAUUAUGGACGAAAAAUACUGGAGAUCCAGUCGAGAUAAGAGACACCAUAACGAUAAACUCUGAUCAAUUCAACAACCAGUUGCUUCUCGAUACGAUGUUGACAUUUGAUGGAGAGAGAAUACCUGAGAGAGUGGUCCACGCUAAGGGUACUGGUGCCUUUGGAUAUUUUGAAGUCACAAAUGAUGUCUCCAAAUACACUUACGCCGAUGUGUUCAACGGGAUUGGCAAGAAAACACCAUUGGUAGUUAGAUUCUCAAAUGCAGCUCAAAGUCUUGGCGGAACUGACGUCAGCAAAGAAUUAAGAGGCAUGUCUAUCAAAUUCUAUACCAGAGAAGGAAAUCUAGAUCUCUUAUGCUUACAGACUCCUGUCUACUUAUAUCGAGACCCUUUGUUCUUCUGGUCUUUGGUCCGCGCUUUUAAAAGAAAUCCGCAAACCAACAUAUUGGUAGACUACACGAGUCGCUGGGAUUUAGUCAUGUUAAAACCAGCUAACUACACAACUCUAUGCAGACUGUCAAAUUCUAACACUCUUGCCCAUACAUUCUUUUGGACAUUAUCUGAUUAUGGUCUCCCUAAUGGGUAUAGAAGAAUGGAUGCUUUCCCAAUUCAUACUUACGAAAUUGCUAAUAAGCAUGGGGAAAGACACUAUGUCAGAUUCAACUUUAGAACGGAACAAGGGUUUUCAGCAUUGACUAAUGAACAAGCACAAAUAAUUCAAGGUCAAGAUCCAGAUUAUUUCAAUAGAGAUUUGUACAAUGCAAUUGAACAGGGUAACUUCCCUGCGUGGCGAUUAGAGAUGGAUAUGAUGACACCAGAAGAUAUACAAAAAGUUGACUUCGAUCCAUUUGACGUUACUAGACUGUGGAAGAAUGGCACAUACUCCACAGUCCAGAUUGGACGUUUAGUAUUAAACAGAAACGUUGAAAAUCAAUUCAGAGAUGUUGAACAGGGAGCAUUUAACCCUGCAGCCUUGGUGCCUGGUAUUCCUGGUCCAGCUGACUUUUUGUUCAGAGGCAGGAGAAUGUUCUACAGAGAUACUCAAAAUCAUCGUUUGGGAAGAAAUCACAAUAAAAUUUUCAUUAAUAUGCCAUUGUACGCCAAGACAUACAUUCGCGACGGAACACCUCCUACAAGACUGAACAUGAAGAAUGCCCCCAACUAUUGGCCUAAUUCGUUCAACGGUCCCAUACCUUACGUAGACGAGAAGAGGCCUCGAGAGAAACUUCUUGUACUGGAAAGUAAUGCUGUUGAUUUACAGCCCCUUAAUUAUUUCUAUAAUCAUAUUCUUGAAGAUGAAGCCCACCGGCAGAGAUUCAUCCAAACUAUAGUUGCAACUCUUGGUUCCGUUACUCCGCCGGUGUUGCAAAGGGUUCUAAAGUUCCUGUAUCUUGUUGAUCAGGAUUUGGGUAGUCGAGUCAGCCUUGGUUUGGAAGUGGCUUUGGCCCAGGCUGCGGCUGAGCAAGCUGCAGCUCAAGCGACUCCUCCACCAAAUGUGCCAAUAAGGAAUGUGCCAACCGCAGAUCCUGCUCCUGAGAAAUAUCAAGCAAAACAUGUUCACAGCGAGCAUUAAUCAAUUGAAAUAAAAUAACAUUAAUGUUAUAUGGUUCAUUUAGCCGGUGAUAUACUUUUGUUCAACCAA